Messenger RNA from Apis dorsata (giant honeybee), 2022 nucleotides. It is a transcript of the gene Bug22, whose product is annotated as cilia- and flagella-associated protein 20. The coding region runs from base 1357 to 1938 and encodes 193 amino acids. The record is from RefSeq and is a predicted model, not a curated record. NCBI's taxonomy places the organism in Eukaryota, Metazoa, Arthropoda, Insecta, Hymenoptera, Apidae. Gene Ontology annotation, cellular component: ciliary basal body; motile cilium. The transcript has 2 exons. Gene Ontology annotation, biological process: positive regulation of cell motility; cilium assembly; regulation of cilium beat frequency involved in ciliary motility.
UUAUCCGCGUAAACUGUAAUACAAUAGUUAUAGUGGUAACAAUAAGUAAAUAAAGUAUUAAUUAUUAAGAUAUAUAAAAUGGAAAUAUCUCGACGAAAUACAAAAAAUAAAUGUGAUUCUGAGAGAUAACGCGGAUGCAUUAGAAUAAAAGAUCAUUCUAAAUACUUAUUUUGCAAGUAACGCUUUUCUUUAAAAUCUGUAAUUAUUGGACAGUUGUACUAUUGGUACAUGAAAGUUAAUAUAUCUGAUUAUUAUUAAAUCAUAUCGUAGUACAUAUUUUGUGUUUCAUUUAUUGAUAUAUAAAUGCACAAAAAUUUCAAUAUUUUUAGUAUUUUCAGUAAUUAAAACAAUUUUUCAAUUUAUAUUCGAAUAAUUAAAAAAUUUAAGUUUGUUUGAAUCAUGUACCAAUAGUUAAGGAAAUAAAUUCCAAACUAGUAAAAAAUGCGUAUAACUCAUUCAAAAAUUUCUAUAAAAAAUAAUUGAAACACAUUAAUUUACCUUAUGAUAUUGUAUAUGUUUAUGUUAAAGAAAUAAUUAGAACAUGCUUUUCUAAUAAUGGAAGAAGAAAUCAUAAUCAUACGAUUAUUGUUUUAAAUGUUGUGGUAUAGAAAUGAAAGUUGUGCUUAAUAAUAAAUUAGUCAUUUUGUUUCUCUUAUUCAUUCCUCAAGAGAAUAUAGUCAUAAAAUAUAAUUUUGAGUAAUAUUAAUCAAAAAAGAAGUGUGAUCGGAUGAAAAAAUUAAAAAAUACAAUAAAAUUAUGACGGUACAGAUUUUACACUGAUAAAGUUUUUUAUGGCGAAAAAUCGUUAUAUCUGUUUUAAAAUGAUUGUUUAAUACGUAGAUAUUUACUGCUUAUUUAAACUUUAUCGGUUUGUAUUUGACAUCAAUAAACGAUUGUAAAAAUGUUAAAAUGUAUUCAGUUUUUUAAAUAAUCGCAAAUUAUAUUUUAAAUUCUUAAUAUCUCGAACGACUAAAAUCGAUACAUUCGAGAUAAUCGAUUGAUUUCCGAUGUCGCUGUAAAUCUAACAGCAACAUUGAUCAAACACAAAUGUUAUAGGUUAUGUUUAUCGCUAAAGUUAUUUAGCAAAUAAAAUUUCUCAAAAAACAUGUCGAUAUAAACUACAGAUGCUUUUGUUAACUGAAUGAUGUUGAGUGUUAUGUGAGAUUUAUUACUUCAAAAAUAAAAUCAUUUAAAUCAUGUAACUUCUUAGUGAAAUUCACAUCAUAAAAUGAAAGGUUAAGUUGUGGGUAAAACGAAAGCAUAAAAUUCUUUGAAUUCUCUAAACGCAUGUUUUUUAUAAAGAAAAAUAACUGAAAAAAUUUUUGUAAAAACUGACGAAGAAAUAAGCAAGUGAACAUGUUUAAAAACACUUUUCAAAGUGGAUUUUUAUCAAUUUUGUAUAGUAUUGGUAGCAAGCCAUUACAAAUUUGGGACAAAAAAGUAAGAAACGGGCACAUAAAACGAAUUACGGAUAAUGAUAUACAAAGUUUAGUACUGGAAAUAUUGGGUAGUAAUGUCAGUACUACAUAUAUAACAUGUCCAGCAGAUCCUAGAAAAACAUUAGGUAUAAAAUUACCAUUUCUAGUGAUGAUAAUUAAGAAUUUAAAAAAAUAUUUUACAUUUGAAGUUCAGGUAAUUGAUGACAAGAAUGUACGCCGUAGAUUUCGUGCUAGUAAUUAUCAAUCUACAACUAGAGUAAAGCCAUUUAUUUGUACAAUGCCAAUGAGAUUAGAUGAUGGAUGGAAUCAGAUUCAAUUUAAUUUAGCUGAUUUUACUAGACGUGCAUAUGGAACAAAUUAUGUGGAAACAUUAAGGGUUCAAAUCCAUGCAAACUGUAGAAUACGAAGAGUAUACUUUUCUGAUAGACUAUAUUCAGAAGAUGAAUUGCCAGCAGAAUUUAAAUUAUUUUUGCCAAUUCAGAAUAAGGCAAAAUGUUAAUGUUAGUUCUAAUUUUUUAACACUUUACAGAAAAAUGUUUAAGAAAAGACAAGAAUAAACUAUAAAUAUUUAUAAAUUAAUCAA